AUGUCCAACACUUUAUUUGACGAUAUCUUUAGCGUUUCCGAUGUCGACCCAGGUCGUUACAACAAAGUUUCCAGGAUUGAAGCUUCUUCAACCACUCAAGAGCAAUGUAAAUUGACUUUGGAUAUCAACACAGAUCUAUUCCCGGUUUCUGUUCAAGACCAAAUCACUGUCGCCGUUGUCACUUCUCUGUCUGUCGAUGGUAAUGGUGAAAAUGAUAAUUCAGCUGGUAGAUCAUGGAGACCACCACAACCAAAUGAAAGAUCAUUAGCUGAUGAUUACGAUUAUGUUAUGUAUGGUACUGCUUACAAGUUUGAAGAAGUUUCAAAGGAUUUGAUCGCAAUUUACUACUCCUUCGGUGGUUUAUUGAUGAGAUUGGAAGGUAAUUAUAGAAAUUUGAACAAUUUGAAACAAGAAAAUGCAUACUUAUUAAUCCGUCGUUAA
This is a messenger RNA of Vanderwaltozyma polyspora DSM 70294, 441 nucleotides long. RefSeq names its product DNA-directed RNA polymerase core subunit RPB8 (gene RPB8). NCBI's taxonomy places the organism in Eukaryota, Fungi, Ascomycota, Saccharomycetes, Saccharomycetales, Saccharomycetaceae. The record is from RefSeq and is a predicted model, not a curated record. Bases 1 to 441 code for a protein of 146 amino acids. Gene Ontology annotation, biological process: DNA-templated transcription. Gene Ontology annotation, molecular function: DNA-directed RNA polymerase activity. The transcript has a single exon. Gene Ontology annotation, cellular component: RNA polymerase III complex; RNA polymerase II, core complex; RNA polymerase I complex.